Molecule: messenger RNA, 3811 nt
Organism: Miniopterus natalensis
Lineage: Eukaryota; Metazoa; Chordata; Mammalia; Chiroptera; Miniopteridae
Gene: VAT1L
Product: vesicle amine transport 1 like
Molecular function (GO): oxidoreductase activity; zinc ion binding
Source: RefSeq, a predicted model, not a curated record
CAGGAGGAGCCCGCGGGAGAGGAGCUCCGAGCCCCCCGCGCCGCAGCCGCCGCAGCCCUCGCGCCCCGCGCCCUCGAGCGCCAUGGCCAAGGAAGGCGUGGAGAAGGCGGAAGAGACGGAGCAGAUGAUCGAGAAGGAGCCCGGCAAGGAGCCGGCGGAGGGCGGCGGCGGCGCGCACCGACUCGGGGACGCCCAGGAGAUGCGCGCCGUGGUGCUGGCCGGCUUCGGGGGGCUCAACAAGCUGCGGGUCACCAGGAAGGCCAUGCCCGAGCCGCAGGACGGCGAGCUCAAGAUCCGCGUCAAAGCCUGCGGUUUAAACUUCAUUGACUUGAUGGUGCGACAAGGGAACAUCGACAACCCUCCCAAGACUCCCCUGGUGCCAGGCUUUGAGUGCUCGGGGAUUGUUGAAGCUUUGGGGGACAGCGUGAAAGGAUAUGAGAUCGGGGACCGUGUCAUGGCAUUUGUCAAUUAUAACGCCUGGGCAGAGGUGGUGUGCACGCCAGUGGAGUUUGUCUACAAGAUCCCAGACGACAUGAGCUUCUCCGAGGCAGCUGCGUUCCCCAUGAACUUCGUCACAGCCUACAUGAUGCUCUUUGAAGUUGCCAACCUCCGGGAAGGGAUGUCUGUGCUCGUGCACUCGGCUGGUGGCGGCGUGGGCCAAGCUGUGGCUCAGCUAUGUUCCACGAUCCCCAAUGUGACUGUCUUUGGAACAGCUUCUACUUUCAAGCAUGAAGCCAUCAAAGACUCCAUGACCCACCUCUUUGACCGAAAUGCAGACUACGUGCAAGAAGUGAAAAGAAUCUCUGCUGAAGGAGUGGACAUUGUUUUGGAUUGCCUCUGUGGGGACAACACUGGAAAAGGCCUCAGCCUUCUCAAACCGCUGGGAACCUACAUUUUAUACGGUUCAUCCAACAUGGUGACUGGAGAGACCAAGAGCUUCUUUAGCUUUGCAAAAUCAUGGUGGCAGGUGGAGAAGGUGAACCCCAUCAAGCUCUAUGAAGAGAACAAAGUCAUCGCGGGGUUUUCCCUUUUAAACCUGCUCUUCAAGCAGGGCCGCGCAGGCCUCAUUCGAGGAGUGGUGGACAAACUCCUAGGGCUGUACAACCAGAAGAAGAUCAGGCCCGUUGUGGACUCCCUGUGGGCUCUGGAGGAGGUGAAGGAGGCCAUGCAGCGGAUCCACGACCGGGGGAACAUCGGCAAGUUAAUUCUGGAUGUAGAGAAGACCCCGACUCCACUGAUGGCCAAUGACAGCACGGAGACCAGCGAGGCGGGAGAAGAGGAGGAGGACCACGAGGGGGACGGCGAGAACAAGGAGCGGAUGCCCUUUAUCCAGUAACCCAGGACCCAGCCGGGAGGGUGGAGGGUGCUUUGGAAGACGAGGAGCCGCCUGAGAAAGCUCUUCUGUGCCCCAGUGAACAAAUGCUGUAGUCCAGUGCGUGUCGUGUUUGUCUGCAGUCAGCUGAGCUAAAAAGCUUUUGGUCACUGUUGUUUUUGAAAUUAAGUGCCAAUCCCAUUCCAUGCAGUAUUAUGUCCCUCCCCCUCUGUGUAUUACACUGUCCCCUCUCCCCUGUUUCACAACCACCCGUCUUCGAGUCCUUCCCGACAGUUCUAGAACAGCCUAAUCAGUACAAGCCCACAGGCCCAGCGCCUGAGAGACCGGACAGGGGCAGAGACAAGUUUGGAUUGAAAGGUGUUAUCACAGAGCACGAAUCCAGAUCCUAGAAUCCUUCAGGCCAGUGGCACUUUUCGCUGCCAGCCACCCAUGCUUCCGAUACGAGCACUUGCCGACUUGGCUGGCGGAAAGAGGGUAGGCCGGACGAUCUCGUGAGCCCAUAAAUUUAGGAUCUCUCCAAAUAGCACUUCCCCUCUCCCCCAGCUUCCUUACGUUCAUUCAAUUGUGUCGUGGUCAGAAGACUGAACCACUGUCCUCUCACCUUCUGAUGCUCGAUCCCUUCACUGGUUCUUGUCCAUAAACAACAGGGAGACAGAUGUGAAGUUUUCAGGAUAAAAGGUGGGUCAACAGCAUGAGUUUGAGGACCAGCCAUAGAGAUUUUUUUCCUCUGAAACCACAUCUCAUGAGCAAAAUCCUCUCCUCUCCCACCACAUAUAUUGUGUUUUAGUUUUAAGAAAACUCAACACGUGUGGGACUAUUUUGGAAAUCAUUCCCGAGACUCGUCUGUGUUUGCACACUUGCUAUGGGCAUUGACCAAUUUUGCUAAAUUCAUUUCCUAGUAGUGAGCAGCCACCUUUACCGUGGAUCCCCCAAGGAAGACCUCCGUGGGAGACGAUAUUUGAAAAAAUAAAAAUAAAAAAUCAAUGAGCAUCCUUUUAUUUGCCAAAGCAUGUUCCAACAAUGUGACAAAUUCUAGUGGUACUAAGGUUGACAUUCUUAUCAGAUGCCAAACGUGUGGUUCCUCUCCUCUGAAAUAUAAAAUUAUGGUGCAGACUCUUUGCAGGGCCCCUGCAUUGGGGGAACUGGGGACCAAGCUACUUGAUUACACACUUUUUCAAUUUUCCAGCUCCUAAACUUUUAAGAAACCCUGCCCUUUGCCCUACCCACCCCCCUGGCAUGGCUGAGAACCGUUCCCCUGCAGAAAGAGAAAAAGAUUCAAUAUCUCCACAAGGGGGCUCCCUGUUCCCCACCCCCCAGUCCUUUUGUCCCAAAGGGUUGACCCCCAUCACUCAUAAACCAAGCUGGGAACACAAGAAACCCACACAAUCAGACCCCAACUCACUUUACAUCCUGGAAGGUAUUGCAGGGUCCCCAGAUUGCCCGAUCUCUCCACCAACGAGCCUUAGGGUAGACCCAACGCUUCCUCAAAGUGAUGGGAAUGAGCGCAUUUCAGCGAUUACCUAUUUUAUUUUUAAAGUCCUUUUGUAACAAAUGUCGCCUCAUUAAUCAUGUUCUUUUUUCCCCCUCACCCGAAGCUUGUGAUGAUGACCUACUCAUGCCAAAUACUGACCUGGAGGGAGAGUCUCUCGUGAAUGUACAUGUAACGUAUGAGGGUGGGAAAGGGCGCCGCCAUCUGAUGUGCAGAAAGAUGAGAGUUUCUCAAAGAAGACACCAUGUCCUCCUCUCGUCCUACCCCGGGACUCACCAGUAUUCCAGCCCGGUGCCAUUUAGAGAGAGAACGUUGAGGUUUUAUCCCAACACCUUUGCCAAAUGCUAAUAGUAUUGGUCAUGUUUCUCCCAUAACCACGCUGACAAUGGGGCGUUAAGAAGACCGUUUCUGCCAUUUCUAUCCAGCUACCCAAGUUCCGCUCCUGGUGAGCUGGACAGAAAGGGCAUCCCUAGGGCCAGAGGGGCAAACGGCCGCUGGCCUUCCCAGGCCUCUCCUCGGCCAGGGGAGUGGGAACGCCACCUUCGGAACCCAGGUGGCCUUUUUUACGUCCACAGGAGAAGCAUAAAGCCACUCCUCCCCAAAUCUGUUUUUUCAACUAGCAAAACGAAUACGGCCAUCACAAAUAAUGCCCGUUGGUUAGAGAAAACCCUUUCAUCUCCUUCGUAGAAUGGGAAGAGACAGCUAGUUUGACCAAGAGGAUCAGUGCAGGCCACGAAGGGCAGGAAAGGAUCGAAAGGCCUGUUGAAUGCACUCCCGCCUGAAGCGCCUUCUCUUGGAAGGGGGGGUAAAGCACGUCUCAGUUUGCCUUAAAGGAACUGUGAAGGCUUCUCUGUAAUCUAAGCUUGAUUGGAGUGAACUGAAACAUUGUCUAAUGUACUUGUGGCUUUAGAGCUUUUGUUAUAUUGUGCCUACAAAGCAAAUUAUGUUUACAUAAAAAAUAUAAAUAAAGUAUUCAGCAUAGCAUAUAA